Molecule: messenger RNA, 1827 nt
Organism: Bathycoccus prasinos
Lineage: Eukaryota; Viridiplantae; Chlorophyta; Mamiellophyceae; Mamiellales; Bathycoccaceae
Exons: 1
Coding region: 1-1827 (608 amino acids)
Source: RefSeq, a predicted model, not a curated record
AUGACUACUGCUGCUAAGAUUCUGAUGGCAUCACACAAAGUAAUUCUGCUUCUGUCGAAACUCUCUCUUCUUCUUCUUUGUUGUCUUCUUUCUGCGACGACCCCGAACUUCGGGGGGGUUUUCGCCGAACAGGAGUUACGUUUACCGAUCGGAAAAGAGUUCGAACUUUUGUGCGAGUUGGAAGAUUUCGAGAAAGCGAACGAGGUUGCACGAAAACUGGCGAGAGAAGUCAUCGAACGAGGAGGAAACAGAGGAAACAACUUUUAUAACGUUCGCGCGCGAGAAAGCGGGCGCUUGAGAUUUACGCACGAUACUUCUGAGUAUGGUUUAGAAGAGACGAUGAAUAGCGAGAGUUUGAUGCAACGCACGGCGAAUACGGGGAACCCAGGAGUGAUGUACGCGAGAGUGGAAAACGUAAACGUGAACAAUCAAAAUUGGCCGUAUUUUCAGUUCGGUAAAAGAGACGCGACGAUGAGUAUCAUGUGCGCGCCACCAUCGUCUGCGAAAUACUAUUCGUACGUGACGUACGUUUGGAGGAAGACCUUUGGUGCUUUGGGUUUGCGUUCGCUGCGACAAACCGUCUCCGCGCAAGCGAGUUCGUCACCGGUGAAUAACAAGAAUGUUCGAGGGUCGCGAGCGUUUCGACGCGCGCUCGUUAUUAUAAGCACGGCUUCCUCGAAGACGUUUCAUGAUUUGAAAGAAGUGCUUGAAAAUACUGGCAUUGCGUCAACGUCCAUUGAACUCGAAGCGCUUCGAUACGACGAAUUGAAUUUCCUUCCGUCAAUAAUCGCGGAUGAUUUGACGACGAGCUUUCGAGUCGGGAUUUGGCCGUUGAAAGGCGCCGAGGCACUCGGCGUGUACGCCAGAUACGAAUGGCCGGCGAUGAUUGUUCGUGGUCGCGAGCCAGCACGCGCAGCGAACAGUGGUGGUAAUUCUCUUUUGAAUUUGUUAUCGUUAGCAACGAUAUCGCGACCGACGACGAGGCAACAACAACCAGAAGAAGAUGAAGAUGAAAGACAACAUCCAGACGUGUUUUACUCCAAAGAGUAUCUGCCGAUGCGCGGGCCAAACGACGCUUUAUUCCCGUCGUCGUUUUUAAACGACGAAGAAAAAGAUUCGCAAUCAAAAAUCUAUCAUCGCGCGAUGAAACAGAAAACUUCGUUAAAUGCCGCCGCCGAUGAGUUUCAAUCAAAACUUACGAACGCGUUCGGUAACGCGAAUAAAUUCGCUUUGGAAAGAGUCGUAGUCAACGACGGCGCGAAAUGCUUGAGUGAUCCUUCUUAUCAGCCGUUUUCUCUUCCUGGCGUUAACGUGCGCUCGGGUUGUUUUGGUUCCACAGCGGACGCCGCCUACAGCCUGAGCGAAAAGCUCGUGAACAAUUUGGGCGAGCUUUCGGAUGGAAACAUCGUCGCCGAUGCCAGCGCAUUAACCAAAGAGUCGCAGGACUUUAUCGUUCUCGUUUUCGGCGAAAACGCAGUACACGACGGAAGAGCGACUUUUUUCAACGUCGCGGCGUACACCACGGGCGAUCCCGUUUCCAGCCGACUGACCGACCGAUCUGCGCUCUUCGUGUCCAUCGUCGCCUCGUUAGACGACCGUUCUUUCGACGAGAGCGCUUCGUCUCCUUCCUAUUACUCUGCCGCGUUUGCAACGUCCGAACGAGCCUGUUCUAAACUGAAGAGCGCUUCGAUAAAAUCGCCGUGCGCGGUUAUGCUCGAGAGAAACUUUGGAAACGUCUUUUUGAUCGAGCGCGUGUACUUAGAUCCAAAAACUGCCACGGCGCCUAAAGAUAUCGCCAAAACGCGCGCGUUCGUCGUUAAAGUAUAA